AUGUCCAGGACGAAUAUUACUUUGAAUAAUAACAGUCCUUUGAUAGAUUACCAGCCCGUGGCUGGCUGGGGUGAAGGCGAUGGGACGGGGGAUCCAUUCGCUGUUCGAUAUUCACGCAAUGGAACGGUGAACUUUACAUCGCUUCCCGGCGCGUCUGCAUCUAUGUCUUUUCAUGGUACGGGCAUCUGGAUUUUUGGUGCAAAACGGAGUAAUCACGGACGUUACAAUGUCACGCUAGAUGACUUGGUGUCGGAGGCAGAUGGCUUCGCCAGUAAUCCAGAAUUGUUCCAGACAGUUCUGUUCAGCGCGACGAACUUGAAGCAUGAGAAGCAUACGAUCACCAUCCGUAAUGACCCAACGAGCGACAAUGCACCCUUUCUUGACGUCGACUUCAUUAUCUUUGAAACGGAGACAACAGAUUCUUCCUCGCUAUCGGUGAAGGUGGAAAAUACGGCGUCUUCGUUCGCCUUCUCUCCAGAGUCGGCUUGGAAGCCACUUAGUUUCGAAGAAAAGAAUUCUGUACAGACCGCCCGACUUACUUCCGUUCAAGAAGCAUCCAUGACGCUUGCGUUUACCGGCAACGCAAUAGCUCUCUAUGGCAUCGUCGGGCCAAGUUCUGGUCUCUACAGCGUGCAAGUCGACGGCCAGCCCUCCACCAACGCAACGUUCAACGCAACAUCCAAAAUCUACACAACAGACAGCUUACUGUUUCACGCGAAUGACCUGGGGCCUGGAAACCACACCUUGCGUAUGAUAAACAAGCCCGAGUUCCCUGAGCAGGAGAUGUUUGUAACUCAUGCCAUGGUUGGAACAUCAUUCGCAACAUAUACAUCCUCCCUUGCGUCAGGUCCAAAAGCUGGCGUUACGCUCAUAAUAAUUGUCGCUGUAGUCAGCGGUUUCAUUUUCCUGGUUUUCGCGGGGUUGGUUUUGCACUUCGGCAGAAAACAGCGCAGGCAGUGGAAGUAG
Molecule: messenger RNA, 966 nt
Organism: Pleurotus ostreatus (oyster mushroom)
Lineage: Eukaryota; Fungi; Basidiomycota; Agaricomycetes; Agaricales; Pleurotaceae
Exons: 8
Coding region: 1-966 (321 amino acids)
Source: RefSeq, a predicted model, not a curated record